Molecule: messenger RNA, 1884 nt
Organism: Marchantia polymorpha subsp. ruderalis
Lineage: Eukaryota; Viridiplantae; Streptophyta; Marchantiopsida; Marchantiales; Marchantiaceae
Source: the annotation of a GenBank genome assembly
UUCUUCCUGGUCCCCGGGCUGGCCUUGCCUUGCCUGCUCUUGUCCCUGCUCUGCGCUCUUCUCUUCCCUCUGUCUCUCCCUCUCCCUCUCACCGUCGCCCUUCUUCCUCUCUUUCCUCUCUGUGUGGUUCCAAUCCUCUUCUUUGGCCCGAUUGCUGUCGCAGAGCUCGUCAUCUCAUGGUCGGGAAACGCUUUUUAUUGUUUCUGCGCGACGAGCAUGCGACGUGCUCCAGUUUGAUACCCAUAGCCGAAGGUUUGGUUUAGGUUUUGCGUGGGAUUUGUGUGAGGAUCAUCCACAUCGCUCCGGAGAGAGGAAGAGAGAAGUUGUGGUGUCGGAAUUCGAGAGCGCAGAGCGGGAGAGACAGGUAGACAGCCAGUUCUGAAAUUUGAUCCCGGAUUAGACAGGGAAGAGUUCACGCGAGGUUGGUUUGGUCAUCUGGCUCGUGUCGUCUUGGUUGACUGACAGAUGCUCCGCCUUUUCGUCCUCCAUUUGCCGAUAGCCUUGGUCGGCAUUUUCUGCUGCCGAGAGCCUCUCCUCUAUUGUGGAGACAUGCCGUCCGAAGGAGAGUUUGGUGAACUCUGAAGAAAUCAUCAAACUCCUAGUGUUAUUUUUCGUCACAUCCUCUCGGUCAUCGCAGAGGUGGAAGGUUACUGCCUCGUUCUGGACCGUAGGAACUGUCGGGGCGUCCGAUCAUAGCUACUCAUUGGGAGGUCAGAGUAAGAUUGAAACCAACGAUUUGAAGGACUCACCUUUGAUCACCUCGAAAACAAGGACCAGCUUAAGGACAUGGCUACCAACGAGAACUUACCACCGAAGGUGAUCAAAGAGCUCGCAAGAGAGUUGAAGAGUCUGGAUGAAAGUCCUCCGGAGGAUAUUCGAGUCAUAGUGAAUGAGGACAACUUUUCAAACAUAUAUGCGGAUAUAGAAGGGCCUCAUGGUACACCUUAUGAAGGUGGUGUGUUUCGCAUGAAACUUAUACUGAAUCAGGACUUUCCUCAGACGCCUCCGAAAGGUUACUUUGUGACAAGAAUCUUUCAUCCAAAUAUCGCUAAGAAUGGAGAAAUUUGUGUCAAUACACUGAAGAAGGACUGGAAGCCAACUCUAGGUCUACGGCAUGUCUUGCUUGUGGUAAGGUGCUUGUUAAUAGAACCUUUUCCAGAGUCUGCACUGAACGAAGAAGCAGGAAAAAUGUUGAUGGAGGACUACGAUGGUUAUGCCAAACACGCUAGGCUUAUGACAAGCAUCCACGCCAUGAAGCCAAAGCCUAAGGUCAAAGUUGCGAUUGCUGAAUCAACAAGCGUGAACGCAGCUUCUGUGGACCCUGAUACGAUGGGUCACACUCCUCUUAUGCACAACACAGCAAACAAAGACCAUUCACUAGAAGGUGGAUUGAGUGUGGUAGGCCCCGACGCUAUAGCCGCUUGCACCUCACCAAGUGCCAAGAAGCCAAAAGAAGAUCUUGGAGCAGCCAAACCUGUUGUGGACAAAAAGAAGAUGGAUGUAAGAAAAAAGAGCCUGAAGAGGUUGUAGAACACUUUCUUUUUUCUUUAUUAAAACUUAGGUCUAAAAGGUCAGUCUAGCUUGCCUGAGGUAGGUCCUACUUUAUGUGUUUGUGAUGUUUGUUCCCUUUUUUCGUGCUCUCCUGAGUUCACGCUAGAAUGGUGGGAGCAGCACCUUGUAAAUCGAUUGUGUAUUUGCUAGUUUCCAAGAGAAUUCCAUCUCUUGGCUCUUGAAAGCAGGUGGGUUCGUGUUCAUCUGAGUAUGUCAGAGUGGACUGUGGUGGUACUCACUUCCUUUCUCUUGUAAAGCUUUUAUGCCGCAAUUAUUUUCAAAAUUCAGGCCCUUCGCAUGGCUCUGCUUGGUUUAGCCAGCGUUGAAACCUUA